AUGGUGGACACACAGCACUUCUGCCUGCGGUGGAACAACUACCAGAGCAGCAUCACCAGCGCCUUCGAGAACCUAAGGGAUGACGAGGACUUCGUCGACGUGACGCUCGCUUGCGACGGGCGCAGUCUGAAGGCGCACAGGGUGGUCCUGUCAGCCUGCAGCCCCUAUUUCAGGGAGCUCCUGAAGUCGACGCCGUGCAAGCACCCGGUCAUCGUGCUGCAGGACGUGGCGUUCACCGACCUGAACGCCCUCGUCGAGUUCAUAUACCACGGCGAGGUGAACGUCCACCAGCGCAGCCUCUCCUCGUUCCUCAAGACCGCCGAGGUGCUGCGCGUUUCCGGCCUCACUCAGAACGAUGACGCCCAGGGGCCGCUGCUGCAGAACCUGACGCGCGCCGCCGCCGCCGCCGCCUCGCCGCGCACCCCGCCCCACGCCGCGCACACGCCGCACACGCCGCACACGCCGCACACGCCGCACACGCCGCACACGCCCAGCUACACGGACAAGCUGGAGGAGGCGCUGCUCUCGCACCCUCCCCCCGCGGUGGCCGCCCACCUGCUGCGCCGCCCGCCCGCGCCGCGCCGCCACAGCCGCUCCGCCGACAACUCGCCCGACGUCAUCAAGCGCACCCGCCACGACAACAACAACGACCAGCCGCAGCUGCACGCGGCCGACUUCUCCACCAAGCCGCACCUGGGCCGCCACGAGGGGAACGGCAACGGCGUCUCCAACAGCAGCAGCUCCCCCUCCCCCCGCCUGGACGAGGUGAAGAACGAGCCCGUGGACAUGAUAUGCGGCCCCAACGCGGACAUCGACCGCAGCGACGACACGCCGCCCCACUCGCACCACAGGUCUAUGGGAGGGCCGCCGUCUCGCGGCAGCUCGGCCGACGCCGACGACCGCACCCCGCCCCCGCAGCUGCCGCCGUCGCCUUUCAUCCAGCCGACUGACACCAAACUCUUCGCACCGUCUAACACCUACAACUUCAGCAUGGCCGCGCUCACCGAUCACUCGUCGCUUGCCGGACUGCCGAGCCCUUUGGCCCCCGACGGCAUGGCGAGCACAUCUCAAGGUGGCGCCCGCACCCCCCAGGAAGAUUACAGAUGCGAGCCCUGUAACAAGAGCUUGUCCUCACUGACGCGGCUCAAACGUCAUAUUCAGAACGUUCACAUGAGACCCUCGAGGGAGCCCGUCUGUAAUAUUUGCCGGCGGGUAUACUCCAGCCUGAAUAGUCUGAGGAACCACAAGUCUAUCUACCAUCGCAAGCAGCAGCCGCCCUCCACGGCCGGCCAGGGCCCUUUCUACCCGCGGGGCGCCCUGAGCUCCGGCGCGGCUCCGCUUACACGACCCCGCCUCUUGGAACCAAUUGGGACAUCUCUGAUCGGUACACGCAUAACCACCAACGUUAAAUUUUUUUUCCUGUUGCAACGAGAAAAAAAUGAGCGCAUUAGUCAAGCCCGGUGGCCGGAUCGCGUUGAAUUGCCUCGACCAAGCCGCGUUUCGCAAAAUAGCCACGCCGUAGAGACGAUUAGGAGGCGCCGCGUGGCGCGCCUUUGUGCCAAUUGGUUCCUAACGUUUGGGAGCCGUUGGAGGCGGGCGGGUGCGCUGGGCGCGCCGUUGACUAAUGCGCUAAUGUUGGUCGUUAUGUGUGGCGCAGUGGGCCCCCUGGGCGCGGGGCACCGCUGCGAGGUGUGCGGCAAGCUGCUCUCCACGCGGCUCACGCUCAAGCGGCACACGGAGCAGCAGCACUUGCAGCCGCUGCACUCGGCGCGCUGCGGCCUGUGCCACAAGGUGUUCCGCACCCUCAACUCGCUCAACAACCAUAAGAGCAUCUACCACCGGCGCCAGCGCGGCCCGCCGCACCAGGCGCAGCCGCAGAACCUUAGCACCGCCGCCGACGCCAAGCUCAACCCGCCCCACCACAACAUCGACUUCUACAAGUUCAAAGACCACUUCGACGUC
Messenger RNA from Iphiclides podalirius (scarce swallowtail), 1962 nucleotides. Lineage: Eukaryota; Metazoa; Arthropoda; Insecta; Lepidoptera; Papilionidae. The record is from the annotation of a GenBank genome assembly.